CGUCGAGGAGGUCCAGCUCUUUCACCUUAUUCCCGUCGUGUGGACCUGAAUCAGUUGCUAAAAUCACGAUCGGACUCGAACUCUUAUUCAGAAGAAGUGACGACGUAUCAGCCGUCACUUUCCGAUAAUGAAGACAACGACCUUCCAAUCACAUAUGGGCUUGUCAUUCACAAGUUGGAGGAUUUUCCAGUCGAGCAGAGUGAAACCAAUGAGCAGCUGGAUCCUGUUGCGGACGAUCUGAGAACGGCCCAAAAGCGGAGACGAGAUUGUGUUCGGGACCAACCACUUCCUCAAGAAGAAAUUGAUGCUUAUAUAGCUAGGAAUAAGUCCAAGGUUUGA
Messenger RNA from Haemonchus placei, 339 nucleotides. The record is from the annotation of a GenBank genome assembly. NCBI's taxonomy places the organism in Eukaryota, Metazoa, Nematoda, Chromadorea, Rhabditida, Trichostrongylidae.